CUUGCUUGCAAGUGGCUGUUCGCCCAGGGACUCUGGUCGCCAUGGUCUCAGACGAAGAUGAAUUGAAUCUUCUAGUUAUCAUAGUUGAUACCAACCCUAUUUGGUGGGGAAAGCAAGCAUUAAAGGAGUCUCAGUUUACUCUGUCAAAAUGCAUUGAUGCCGUGAUGGUGCUGGGAAAUUCUCAUUUGUUCAUGAAUCGUUCCAACAAACUUGCAGUGAUAGCAAGUCACAUUCAGGAAAGUCGAUUCUUAUACCCUGGAAAGAACGGCAGACUUGGAGACUUCUUUGGAGACCCAGGAAACCCUUCUGAAUUUACUCCCUCAGGAAGUAAAGAUGGAAAAUACGAGUUGUUGACAGCAGCAAAUGAAGUUAUCGCUGAAGAGAUCAAAGAUCUAAUGACCAAAAGUGACAUAGAGGGUCAACACACAGAGACUCUGCUGGCAGGAUCCCUUGCCAAAGCUCUUUGCUACAUUCAUAGAAUGAACAAGGAAGUUAAAGAUAAUCAGGAAAUGAAAUCAAGGAUAUUGGUGAUUAAGGCUGCAGAAGACAGUGCAUUGCAGUAUAUGAACUUCAUGAAUGUCAUCUUUGCAGCACAGAAGCAGAAUAUUUUGAUCGAUGCCUGCGUGUUAGACUCUGAUUCAGGACUCCUCCAACAGGCUUGUGACAUCACAGGGGGACUGUACUUGAAGGUGCCCCAGAUGCCUUCCCUUCUGCAGUAUCUCCUGUGGGUUUUUCUUCCUGAUCAAGAUCAGAGGUCUCAGUUAAUCCUCCCACCCCCAGUUCAUGUUGACUACCGGGCUGCUUGCUUCUGUCAUCGAAAUCUCAUUGAAAUCGGCUACGUCUGUUCUGUGUGCUUGUCAAUAUUCUGCAAUUUCAGCCCAAUCUGUACCACAUGCGAGACAGCCUUUAAGAUUUCUCUGCCUCCUGUACUGAAGGCCAAGAAAAAGAAACUGAAAAUGUCCUCAUGA
Molecule: messenger RNA, 968 nt
Organism: Budorcas taxicolor (takin)
Lineage: Eukaryota; Metazoa; Chordata; Mammalia; Artiodactyla; Bovidae
Gene: GTF2H3
Product: general transcription factor IIH subunit 3
Exons: 13
Coding region: 42-968 (308 amino acids)
Biological process (GO): nucleotide-excision repair; regulation of DNA-templated transcription
Cellular component (GO): transcription factor TFIIH holo complex; transcription factor TFIIH core complex
Source: RefSeq, a predicted model, not a curated record